Molecule: messenger RNA, 257 nt
Organism: Strongylus vulgaris
Lineage: Eukaryota; Metazoa; Nematoda; Chromadorea; Rhabditida; Strongylidae
Source: the annotation of a GenBank genome assembly
AUGAUUAAAAGAUGUACUAAACAAGUUAUUCAUAGCCUUUUACAAAUUUCGGGCAUCAUCCGCCAUUCUUCUGCUGAUUUCAUUCCGCUCUUUGAGAGAUUCGGACAAAUUAUGCUGCGCACAUUAAUUGUCGCAUUCAAUCAGGACGAUCUGACAGCUCCUCGUCAUUUGGAGGUAACUCAUGAGGGACAGUACUCGUUGGCAAUCAAAUGGGAUGCUCCUGAAUGUGGUUCUAUCGGAGAAUACCAGGUUUGAGA